Molecule: messenger RNA, 1364 nt
Organism: Trichoderma citrinoviride
Lineage: Eukaryota; Fungi; Ascomycota; Sordariomycetes; Hypocreales; Hypocreaceae
Product: putative clathrin assembly protein AP47
Exons: 4
Coding region: 24-1364 (446 amino acids)
Biological process (GO): vesicle-mediated transport; intracellular protein transport
Cellular component (GO): clathrin adaptor complex; clathrin-coated vesicle
Molecular function (GO): clathrin-cargo adaptor activity
Source: RefSeq, a predicted model, not a curated record
AAUACCGUGACACCGUCGUUGCCAUGGCGUCCGCACUCUUCUUCUUAGAUCUCAAGGGCAAGACCCUCCUCGCCCGAAACUAUAGGGGUGACAUCCCCAUGUCCGCCGUCGAAAAGUUCCCCGUCCUCCUGUCAGAAGCCGAAGAAGAGUCUUCAGCCGUCCCGCCAUGCUUCUCCCACGAAGGAAUCAACUAUCUGUACAUCCGCCACAACAACCUAUAUCUCCUGGCGCUGACGAAGCGCAACACCAACGCCGCCGGGAUCCUGCUCUUCCUGCACAAGGUCGUCGAGGUCUUCACAGAGUACUUCAAGGCCUUGGAAGAAGAGUCCAUCCGCGACAACUUCGUCGUCAUCUACGAGCUCCUCGACGAGAUGAUGGACUUUGGGUACCCCCAGACCACUGAAUCCAAGAUCCUGCAAGAGUACAUCACGCAAGAGUCGCACAAGCUCGAGAUCCAGGCCCGCCCGCCCAUCGCCGUCACCAACGCCGUGUCGUGGCGAUCCGAGGGCAUCCGCUACCGCAAGAACGAAGUCUUCCUCGACGUCGUCGAGAGCCUGAACCUGCUCGUCAGCGCCAACGGAAACGUGCUGCGGAGCGAGAUCCUCGGCGCCAUCAAGAUGAAGUGCUACCUCAGCGGCAUGCCCGAGCUGCGGCUGGGGCUCAACGACAAGGUCAUGUUCGAGACGACGGGCCGGUCCACGCGCGGCAAGGCCAUUGAGAUGGAGGACGUCAAGUUCCACCAGUGCGUGCGGCUGUCGCGCUUCGAAAACGACCGCACAAUCUCCUUCAUCCCCCCCGACGGCGAGUUCGAGCUCAUGUCGUACCGCCUCAACACCCAGGUCAAGCCCCUGAUCUGGGUCGAGUGCCUCGUCGAGUCCCACUCCGGCUCCCGCAUCGAGUACAUGCUCAAGGCCAAGGCCCAGUUCAAGCGACGAAGCACGGCCAACAACGUCGAGAUCAUCGUCCCCGUCCCUGACGAUGCCGACUCCCCGCGCUUCCGCACCAACAUUGGCUCCGUCCACUACGCCCCCGAGCAGAGCGCCAUCGUCUGGAAGAUCAAGCAAUUUGGCGGCAACAAGGAGUUCCUCAUGCGCGCCGAGCUGGGCCUCCCUAGCGUGAGGGGAGACGACGAGCACGGUGGCGGCAUGACGGGCGGCUUUGGAGGCAGCAUGGGCGGCAUCGGUGGCAAGGGCGCCAAGAGGCCCAUCCAGGUCAAGUUUGAGAUUCCCUACUUUACGACGAGUGGCAUCCAGGUCCGAUACCUCAAGAUUACCGAGCCCAAGCUUCAAUACCCUUCUCUCCCAUGGGUCCGAUACAUUACGCAGUCUGGCGACAUUGCUGUUCGUCUGCCUGAUGUAGUCUGA